AACUUCAUAACUUUGAUAUCUUAUAUAAUAUUUUAUUAUAAUUGUAAUAUAUAAAUACUUAAAAAUUUUUUAAUUUUGUUAGCUGACAUGAUGGAAAUAAAGAAAUUAGAGACAAAGAAUUGUAUAUUAAUUUCAAAUUUUGCUGCAAACAAUUCUGCCGGUUGAAUUAACCGCUAACUAAUUAAACAUGGAAGUUUAUUGAUUUAAUAGCAAUGUUUGUAAAAUUUCUAACUAAAUUUGCUCUUUUCUAAUCUAUUCUUUUUUUCGUGCACCAAACAAUGAUAGAUUAAAAAUUACUUAUCCCCUCCUCCUCCGUAAACUUUGAACUAAAUUUUAUUUGUUUGAUAUGUAACGUUGUGUAAGGUUAUAUGCACUCGUGUGCUUGUUAUCUGCAGAAAAAUGUAGUUCACGUAUACACGAAAGAUCAAUAUCGACAUACAUUCAUUACAUCAUAAUCAUCAAUCAUAGCAAAAUUUGCGUCGCAGAUCGCAUUGCGAACAAUUGUUCACCGAGCUUUAGUGCACAAUGUUCGCGACAGGUGAUGAAUCAUGGGACAAAGACGAAUAUGAAACGAAAGAUAACACCACAUCGGCAUUUGAUCCAAUUGAACAUCAACAUAUAAGAUAUAAUCCAUUAAGAGGAGAAUGGGUACUGGUAUCACCACAUCGUAUGAAGCGACCUUGGGGAGGUCAAAUAGAACCUAGUACAGAUGAGGAGUUGCCAGAUUACGAUCCCAAUAAUCCACUUUGCCCAGGAAACAUUAGAGCUAGUGGAGAAGUAACUCCACUAUACCAAAAUACAUUUUCGUUCGUGAAUGACUUUCCUGCUUUAUUGGAAUCCGUGCCGGAUCCACCGAAAUCAGAUGAUGAACUCUUUCAAAUGGGAUCUGCUAAAGGUACUUGCAAAGUGAUGUGCUUUCAUCCAAAGUCAAAUGUAACAAUAGCGUUAAUGACAAUUCACGACAUUAAAGAAGUAAUCAAGCAGUGGAUCUUCGAGUUAUUAGAGUUGGGUAAGAAAUGGACUUGGGUCCAAAUAUUUGAGAAUAGAGGUGCCUUGAUGGGCUGUAGCAAUGCGCAUCCUCACUGUCAGAUAUGGUCCAGUUCAUUCUUACCGAACGAAAUUAGAAUAAAAGAUGGAUAUCUCAGGGAUUACUAUAUGCGUAACAAGAAACCUCUUCUCAUUGAUUACAUGCAGAAAGAAAUUAUAAAAAAGGAUCGUAUUGUAAUCGAGAAUCGUGAUUGGGUAAUCGUAGUACCGUUCUGGGCAGUUUGGCCGUACGAAACUAUGGUAUUACCAAAAAAGCAAGUAACUAGAAUGCAAGAUUUGUCGGACAGCCAACAAGAAUCUCUAGCUGUCAUCAUGAAGAGAUUAUGUACAAAAUAUGAUAAUCUUUUUCAUUGCUCUUUUCCAUAUUCGAUGGGAUGGCACGGCGCUCCAAUGGGUCCAAAUAAGCAGAAUCAUGAUUAUCCGUAUUGGACUUUUCAUGGGAUGUACUUGCCACCUUUAUUACGAUCUGCUACCAUAAAAAAGCACAUGGUUGGAUACGAACUUUUAGCUCAAGUACAGAGGGAUCUGACACCAGAACAAGCAGCAGAAAAAUUAAGAAAUUUAUCAGAUUCUCACUACAAAUAUCCGGAAACUAGUUUAACUAUAGAGGAAAUAGAAAAAUAUUCGAAUUAAAUAUAUGUAAAUGAGAUAUAUAUUUUCUAUAAUUAUUUAUAUCAAAAUCUAAAAACAUAAAUUUUUAUCAAAUAUAAAGAUGCGAAAGUUCUAUUAGUCAGUAACGGGUUUUGGUGCUCAAUAAUAUCUUUUAUGUAAAUUUUUUACAAUUAUUUGUACAAAUGUUAAUUCACACAAACUGCCGAUUAUUUGUCGGUUUUUAAAACACAAUUUUAAUUGGAGUUAGAGUAUGUAAUAUCACAAGUUAAACUUAUGAGCAAUUUAAUAAUACUUUGGUGCUAACAAAUAUUUUCGAAACACUGUAAAGAACUUGUAAAAAAUAUCUUUUUACAUUCUGUGUGGGCGUUUUACCGAUUUAACUAUCGAGUUCAUGUGGUAAUAUUCCUUAUAAAUUUUUAUAUUAUUUUGAUGGUAUAUUAUUCAAUAAAAAAUAUAUUAAACAAAUAUAUCAACACAUGAUAUGUGAUCUUCAUUUAAUGUAAUAUAAAUUAAUAUUUAGGAAAUUUCGGAUUAACCUUAUUACUCCAAGCAUGGAUACCUCCGAUUAUGUCUCUUAUUUUUAAAGUGUCUUCGGUAAAUAUGUUUUUUAAAUAUUGAACAGCCUUUUGUGAAUCAUUACCACGUCUGCACAGAAGAUAUACUGAAAAAGUAAAUACAGUAAUCUAAGAUUGUAUUUUUACACAUAAAAAAAUAACUGUAAUUAAAGAAUUAAAAUAUAGACAUGCUUACAAUCUA
Messenger RNA from Solenopsis invicta (red fire ant), 2415 nucleotides. It is a transcript of the gene Galt, whose product is annotated as probable galactose-1-phosphate uridylyltransferase. The record is from RefSeq and is a predicted model, not a curated record. The transcript has 7 exons. Gene Ontology annotation, biological process: beta-D-galactose catabolic process via UDP-galactose, Leloir pathway. Gene Ontology annotation, cellular component: cytoplasm. NCBI's taxonomy places the organism in Eukaryota, Metazoa, Arthropoda, Insecta, Hymenoptera, Formicidae. Bases 526 to 1680 code for a protein of 384 amino acids. Gene Ontology annotation, molecular function: UDP-glucose:hexose-1-phosphate uridylyltransferase activity; zinc ion binding.